Molecule: messenger RNA, 546 nt
Organism: Iphiclides podalirius (scarce swallowtail)
Lineage: Eukaryota; Metazoa; Arthropoda; Insecta; Lepidoptera; Papilionidae
Source: the annotation of a GenBank genome assembly
AUGGCACCACGCAGGGUGCCAACGGACUUGUUUACUGACGAUGUGACGGACUAUCUGAACUAUUCGACGCAGCACCCGGAAGCGGUGUCGCCGAGGCACCACUUCCGCCACAGGAACCAUUCGAGGGACCACCCGAGGAACCACAACGUCGUAGACAUGAUAUCCAACUCGAUAAUGGAGGUGCUGAACACGAAAUUCAUGCCGGAGAGCAACGUGCUGCCGGAUAUGGAGCCGCUGUCGACGCACAUGGACGGAAGACACCCCCUGCGGAUGAACAUAACGAUGAACCGUUCCGAUUUCGGGGUGAUCAACGAGGAGUUUAUGUACCGGCACAACAGCGCUAUGACGGCGGUGUACUGCGUCGCGUACCUGCUGGUGUUCGUCGUGGGGCUGGUGGGGAACUGCUUCGUGAUAGCGGUGGUGUACCGCUCGCCCAGAAUGCGGACGGUGACCAACUUCUUUAUCGUGAACCUCGCCGUCGCCGAUAUACUGGUGAUAGUCUUCUGCCUGCCCGCCACGCUGAUGUCCAACAUCUUCGUCCGUAAG